AGGGAAGGGAAUUGAAAAUUUUUUCUCUAGUGAGAGAAAGUGAGAGAGGAACAGCUCAAACUCGACCAUCCUAUUCCUCUCCCCCUCUCUGCGCUAGAGAGAGAAACGCACCGAAGGAAUUCGAGAAAGAGGAAAGGCGUGCGACGGAAAGUUUAGAGAGAGAGAGAGAGAACCUGCCUUCUGCCUCGGAUUUCGCUCUGCUUCUUUGCUCAUCGCCUUCGUGCUCAGCUCAUCGUCAGCUUCGGAAACCGUCCGUCCGUCUCCGGUCCUUUCUCGCUCUCCGGAUUGGCGGUCGGAGCUCGCGACCACCGGCGGCGGCGGCGGCAGCGCCCGAUCUGGGUGGCCGGCGAGUCCGAUUCCCGCGCGGCUCGGUCGUAACUCGCAUGAGUUGAGAGAGGCGGAGAGGUGGAGGAGAUCGGCGGCGGUGAUUGAUUAAUCCAUGGCUGCAUCGGUGAAUAUUAUAGUUGGUUCUCAUGUAUGGGUCGAGGAUCCAGCGCAGGCGUGGAUUGAUGGUGAAGUUUUCCGCAUUAAUGGUGAGGAAGUUCAUAUUCAUACAACAGAUGGAAAAACGGUUGUCAGUAACAUAUCGAAAGUAUAUCCAAAAGAUAUGGAAGCUCCUCCUGGAGGUGUGGAUGACAUGACGAAGCUUUCGUAUUUGCAUGAACCAGGAGUUCUUCAUAACUUAGCCAUGAGAUAUGAACUCAACGAAAUCUAUACAUACACAGGGAAUAUACUCAUCGCAGUGAACCCAUUUCAACGGCUACCUCACUUGUAUGAUACUCACAUGAUGGAGCAGUACAAGGGUGCAGCAUUUGGAGAGUUAAGCCCUCAUGUGUUUGCUGUUGCCGAUGUUGCAUACAGGGCAAUGAUGAAUGAGGGAAAGAGCAAUUCGAUUUUGGUAAGUGGAGAAAGCGGUGCUGGUAAGACUGAGACAACGAAGAUGCUCAUGCGAUAUCUUGCAUAUCUGGGUGGUCGAUCUGGAGUGGAAGGACGGACAGUGGAACAACAAGUUUUAGAAUCUAAUCCAGUUCUUGAAGCAUUCGGCAAUGCAAAGACGGUCAGGAACAAUAAUUCAAGUCGUUUUGGAAAGUUCGUGGAGAUCCAAUUUGACAAGAGUGGGAGGAUAUCUGGGGCAGCUGUAAGGACUUAUUUGCUUGAAAGAUCUCGAGUUUGCCAAAUUUCAGAUCCUGAGAGAAACUACCAUUGCUUCUACCUUCUUUGUGCGGCUCCGCAAGAGGAAAGAGAGAGAUACAAAUUGGGAGACCCUAGGUCAUUCCAUUUCUUAAAUCAAUCCAGCUGUUAUGAGCUGAAUGGGAUCGAUGAUGCCGAGGAGUACCUCGCAACCAGAAGGGCCAUGGAUGUUGUAGGAAUUAGCGAGGAAGAACAGGAGGCAAUUUUUAGGGUAGUAGCUGCAGUUUUGCAUCUUGGAAAUGUUGAAUUUGCAAAGGGGCCGGAAAUUGACUCUUCAGUCAUUAAAGAUGAGAAGUCUAGGCUCCAUCUGAACACAACAGCUGAGCUACUUAGAUGCGAUGUCAAGAACUUGGAAGAUGCAAUGAUUAAGCGUGUAAUGGUGACCCCUGAGGAGAUCAUCACAAGACCUCUGGAUCCUGUUGCUGCUCUUGGUAGCAGGGAUGCCCUAGCCAAAACUAUUUAUUCUCGCCUGUUUGAUUGGCUUGUGGAUAAGAUUAACAGUUCAAUUGGGCAAGAUCCCAACUCAAAGCAAUUGAUUGGGGUUCUUGAUAUUUAUGGAUUUGAAAGCUUUAAGUUCAACAGCUUUGAGCAGUUCUGCAUCAAUUUCACAAAUGAGAAACUGCAGCAACAUUUUAACCAGCAUGUCUUCAAGAUGGAACAAGAGGAAUAUACCAAAGAAGAGAUCAACUGGAGCUACAUAGAGUUCGUUGAUAAUCAAGAUGUCUUGGAUCUGAUUGAGAAGAAGCCUGGAGGGAUCAUUGCCCUUUUAGAUGAAGCCUGCAUGUUUCCUAAGUCGACACAUGAAACAUUUGCUCAGAAGUUGUAUCAAACCUUUAAGAACAACAAGCGCUUUAUCAAACCUAAGCUUUCUCGCACAAGUUUUACAAUAUCUCACUAUGCUGGGGAGGUUAAUUAUCUGGCUGAUCAGUUCCUUGAUAAGAACAAAGAUUAUGUCGUGGCGGAACAUCAGGGUCUUUUGACGGAAUCCACGUGCCCCUUUGUGGCAGGUCUAUUUCCUCCACUUCCUGAAGAAUCAUCAAAGUCCUCCAAAUUUUCUUCAAUUGGUUCCCGGUUUAAGUCGCAACUUCAAUCCUUGAUGGAGACAUUAAAUUCCACAGAACCUCAUUAUAUCAGAUGCGUGAAGCCAAACAAUGUCCUGAAGCCUGCCAUUUUUGAGAACUCCAAUAUAAUUCAACAGUUGCGCUGUGGAGGUGUUCUCGAGGCAAUUAGGAUUAGUUGUGCUGGAUAUCCGACUCGACGGACAUUUUAUGAAUUUCUUCUCCGUUUCGGUGUCCUUGCCCCAGAGGUUCUGGAAGGAAAUUAUGAUGACAUGACAGCUUGUCAAAAGAUACUGGACAAAAUGGGACUGAAGGGCUAUCAGAUAGGAAAGACGAAAGUUUUCCUAAGAGCUGGGCAAAUGGCAGAAUUGGACUCAAGGAGAGCAGAGGUGCUAGGAAAUGCAGCAAGAAUAAUUCAAAGGCAAAGUCGUACAUAUAUUGCUAGAAAGGAAUUUAUUGCAUUGCGUAAAGCAGCAAUUACGAUGCAAUCUUGUUUGCGAGGUAAACUGGCAUGCAAGCUCUAUGAGGAGCUGCGAAGGGAAGCAUCAGCCUUGAAGAUUCAGAAGAACUUCCGCCAAUAUGUUGCAAGACAGUCAUACCUUUCUGUAAGGCUGUCUGCAACCACAUUGCAAACAGGUUUAAGGGCCAUGACCGCUCGAGAUGAAUUUAGAUUCAGAAAGCAAACUAAGGCUGCUGUUAUUAUUCAGGCUCAUUUGCGGUGCCACAUUGCAUAUUUAUAUUAUAAAAGUCUUCGCAAGGCUGCUAUCGUUACACAAUGUGGUUGGAGAGGACGAGUUGCUCGUCGAGAACUCAGAAAACUAAAAAUGGCUUCACGAGAAACAGGUGCUCUCAAAGAAGCUAAGGACAAACUAGAAAAGCGGGUGGAAGAGCUUACGUGGCGCUUGCAGUUGGAGAAGCGAUUAAGGACGGAUUUGGAAGAGGAAAAGGCACAAGAGAUUGCUAAGUUGCAGGAGGCUUUACAUGCUAUGCAAAUACAAUUGGAAGAAGCAAAUGCCAAGGUCAUCAAAGAACGAGAGGCAGCUCGAAAAGCUAUUGAGGAUGCUCCACCGGUUGUGAAGGAGACUCCUGUGAUAGUGGAAGACACAGAGAAGAUCAAUAAACUAACAGCUGAGAUAGAGAGCUUGAAGGCUUUGUUUACAUCAGAAAGAGCAGCAGCAGAAGAGACAAAGAAAGCCCAUGUGGAUGCGAAGGCCAGAAAUUCAGAGCUGGCUCGAAAGCUUGAAGAUACAGAGCGAAAAGCUGAUCAGCUUCAGGAUUCUGUGCAGAGGCUAGAAGAGAAAUUGUCCAACACAGAGUCAGAAAAUCAAGUACUGCGUCAGCAAGCACUGACUAUGUCACCGACAGGGAAAAACUUGUCUGCACGACCAAAGACUGUUAUUAUGCAGAGAACACCUGAGAAUGGAACAGUUACAAAUGGAGAAACAAGGGUUGCAUUGGAUAUGUCUUUGGCUACACCAACACGUGAACCUGAAUCUGAAGAAAAACCACAGAAAUCGCUCAAUGAGAAGCAGCAGGAAAACCAGGAACUGCUGAUAAAAUGUAUAUCACAAAAUUUGGGUUUUUCUGGGGCCAAACCUGUUGCUGCUUGUGUAAUUUACAAAUGUCUUCUUCAUUGGCGAUCAUUUGAGGUUGAAAGGACUAGCAUAUUUGACCGUAUAAUCCAAACAAUAGCUUCAGCAAUAGAAGUCCCGGAUAAUAAUGGUUUAGCUUAUUGGUUAUCAAACACAUCAACGUUGCUGCUGCUGCUUCAACACACUCUUAAAGCAACUGGAGCAGCUAGCUUGACGCCACAGCGGAGGAGAACAUCAUCUGCUUCUCUUUUUGGGAGGAUGUCACAAGGGCUACGUUCAUCUCCUCAAAGUGCUGGACUUUCGUUCCUCAAUGGUAGAGGGCUCACAAAGCUGGAUGAUUUGCGACAAGUUGAGGCCAAGUAUCCAGCUUUGCUCUUUAAGCAACAGCUUACUGCUUUUCUGGAGAAAAUUUAUGGAAUGAUCCGAGACAGCCUGAAGAAGGAGAUUUCUCCAUUGCUUGGGCUAUGUAUCCAGGCUCCCAGGACAUCAAGAGGUAGUUUGGUCAAAGGACGUUCUCAAGCUAAUGCGGUUGCUCAGCAAGCUUUGAUUGCUCACUGGCAAAGCAUAGUGAAAAGCUUGAACAAUUAUCUCCAGACAUUGAAAGCAAACAAUGUCCCACCUUUCCUAGUUCGUAAGGUGUUCACACAGAUAUUCUCCUUCAUAAAUGUUCAGCUGUUUAACAGUCUUCUUUUACGGCGAGAGUGUUGCUCAUUUAGUAAUGGCGAGUAUGUAAAGUCAGGGUUGGCUGAACUAGAGCAGUGGUGCCAUCAGGCAACUGAGGAAUAUGCAGGCUCAGCUUGGGAUGAAUUGAAGCAUAUUAGGCAGGCCGUUGGAUUUUUGGUCAUACAUCAGAAACCCAAGAAGACCUUUAACGAAAUCACAAAAGAACUUUGCCCGGUUCUAAGCAUACAGCAGUUGUACAGGAUCAGUACGAUGUAUUGGGAUGAUAAAUAUGGCACCCAUAGCGUGUCUUCAGAAGUUAUUUCGAGUAUGAGGGUCAUGAUGACCGAGAACUCCAAUAAUGCGGUCAGUCACUCGUUCUUGCUGGACGAUGAUUCAAGCAUUCCCUUCUCCGUGGAUGACAUCUCGAAGUCAAUGCAACAAGUAGACAUAGCCGAUGUCGAUCCUCCACCAUUGAUACGUGAAAACUCCGGUUUUGGUUUCUUACUUCCACGUGCAGAAUGAGGGUGCGAUCACAUCUUCGGGCCUCGACUUUCAGUCUCCUCCUACACCGAGCUUCGACUGAUCAAAACCGACAACCUUGUGCAUAUAUUGUUUUGUUCAGUGUCCAUAUAUUACAUAUUCUCCACCAACCUGGUCCACUCAUAUUUGGUUGAUGGCCGGGUUGAUUCAAUUCUUUUUUUCUUCCCCUCAAGUCACUUCGACGCGAGGGGCAUUCUUUAGUUUGAGCCAUGUCACUAAGGUGGUGAUAUGUGCCAUUUCAGAUUGGUGGGUUGGAUCCCGCCAAUUCGGUCACGCCUCCAACAGGCAAUUUUCAUGUUUGUUUUGGCCUUUCUCAUUCCUUUUCUUUUUCUCGGGUGAGGGCUUCAUUCAUAUUUGGAUAUGGGUUUGGUUUCUCAGGUGUUAUAGUGGUUUGGGAAUUCUUUGUUUCCUCAGUGUAAGUGGUAAUAGCAGUUGCAGUUCCAAGGGGCAAUUAUAUGUAUUGUACGUGAGAAGUAAAGUAAUUCAAUUAUUAUUUUUCCUUCAAAGA
This is a messenger RNA of Eucalyptus grandis, 5552 nucleotides long. Its product is annotated as myosin-17. Gene Ontology annotation, biological process: actin filament organization; vesicle transport along actin filament. Lineage: Eukaryota; Viridiplantae; Streptophyta; Magnoliopsida; Myrtales; Myrtaceae. Gene Ontology annotation, cellular component: actin cytoskeleton; cytoplasm; vesicle. The record is from RefSeq and is a predicted model, not a curated record. Gene Ontology annotation, molecular function: microfilament motor activity; ATP binding; actin filament binding.